Messenger RNA from Microthlaspi erraticum, 702 nucleotides. The record is from the annotation of a GenBank genome assembly. Lineage: Eukaryota; Viridiplantae; Streptophyta; Magnoliopsida; Brassicales; Brassicaceae.
AUGGCUUUCGCAAGAUUCAUUGCCCAAAUAAUCAGGUUGAGAGCGCAUUUCCCUGAUUAUGCCAUAAAGAAAGUCAGGCUUGAUAAUGCUGGUGAAUUCACUUCAGCAGCCUUUAAUGACUUUUGUAUGUCUGUGGGAAUCGAUGUUGAACAUCCGGUUCCGCACGUUCAUACGCAAAAUGGCAUGGCUGAGUCAUUAAUAAAGCGGUUGCAGUUAAUUGCAAGACCGUUAAUCUUGAGAACAAAACUCCCAAUCACUGUAUGGGGACAUGCAAUAUUGCAUGCGGGAGCCUUGGUUCAAGUGAGACCAAGUGCUUAUAAUAAAUUUUCGCCCAUACAGUUGGCAUUUGGAAAUAUGCCAAAUAUAUCCCAUCUCCGGGUAUUCGGGUGUGCGGUCUAUAUCCCAAUAGCGCCACCACAGAGAUCAAAAAUGGGACCACAGAGGAGAUUGGGAAUAUAUGUCGGGUAUUCGUCCCCUAGUAUAAUAAGGUAUCUUGAACCGGCAACUGGUGAUAUGUUUACGGCACACCGAUUUGAUGAAAAUGAAUUCCCUGCGUUAGGGGGAGGGUCGAGAGAAUCACCAAAUGAUAUCACCAAAUGGUGUACACACUCUUUGGCUUAUCUUGAUCCUCCUUCUAAUCAACGCGAGGUGGAAGUUCAGAAAAUUAUACAUAUGCAAAGAUUGGCUAACCAGUUGCCAUGA